AAACAUGUUCCCGCCAAACCUAAUUGAGGCCGCCAUCGGACAGGGACAAAUCUCGAUAAAAGUCCCCGAGCAGUACAAGGCCAAUCCGCGGUACUACAACAAGACUUUCGACCUGAAAGACCACUACACAGAGUGGGAGUUUGAAGAAAAACUGGAAUUGAGGAGUACAAACGUUUUGGGUUUGGUAACUUUUAGCGUGGUGCUAGGAGUUACAAUAGGCAAAAUGGGUCACCGAGGACAACCUCUGCUCAUAUUUUUCGAAAGGCUGAGCGAAGCUAUGAUGAUUAUAACUGGAUGGGUCAUAUGGUUAUCGCCUGUAGGUGUCUUCUUCUUGGUAAUUGCGCAGAUUAUGGACAUACCAAGUUUCGCGGCUUUGCUGGGACAGCUGGGAUUGUACUUUGGCACAGUACUUUUGGGUUUAUUCCUGCACGGAUUUGGGACAUUAUCCGUUAUUUACUUUGUAUGUACGCGGACGCUGCCAUUUAGAACAAUCGCAGGUCUUAGUCAAGUGUUAGCCACGGCUUUUGGAACAGCCUCCAGUUCCGCGACCAUGCCCAUAACAAUCCAAACACUAGAUAACAUGGGUUUGGAUCCGAGAGUGACACGGUUCGUUAUACCAGUCGGGGCGACUAUUAACAUGGACGGAACCGCCUUGUACGAGGCAAUUGCUGCUAUUUUCAUAGCUCAGCGAAACGGACUGGAUUUGGGGAUAGGACAUGCAGCUGCAAUAUGCAUCACUGCCACAGCGGCCAGCAUAGGCGCUGCUGGAAUUCCACAGGCAGGUCUAGUAACGAUGGUUAUGGUUUUGGACACUGUCGGUUUGCCUGCUGAUCAGAUUUCAAUUAUAUUGGCCGUAGAUUGGCUACUGGACCGGUUCCGCACAACCAUUAACGUAAUGUGCGACUGCCUUGGGGCGCGAUUGGUCGAUAUGUUGAGCGCUUCGGAUUUAAGAAAGAUGGACGAACUGGACAAAGCGAAUGCAGAUACACACGAAUUAGUUGAAGUCGUAAAAGGAGACGUGUAAAUAACUCGAGAUUUAAACGUUUCAGUUUCUUUUGCCAUGUCCACCAAAUAAGGGUAGUUGCGAUCUUUCAUAUCACUGUACAUACCUGUAGCGUGUCCAGGUUUAUACAUAUAGUCAUUUAUAAAUAUUGAUAUUUUUGGAGUAACUUUUGACAUUGGACAAUAAUUAGAGGCACUAGAUCUAUCCACUGGAUGGUAGAGCGUUUAUGGCAGUUCUAAACUGUUUUAGCCAUCAUGUUUUGUAUCAUUGUUUGUAAAUAUUUCGCAUGUUUUUCAGUUAUAGGCACCCACCUAUUUAUUUAUUGUAAAAUUCGUUAAAAUUAGCGUUAUGGAUUUUGAUAAAACUGUACGUUUUGAAUUGCAUUUAACAAUUGUUUUUAUUACGUUACUACUAAGUUAUACGCUCUAUGAAUAUAAUUUUAAGAUAUUUGUUAUAAAUUAGGGACCAAUUUUAGUUUUUUUUUAAUUGUUAACUGAAGUUAAGUUCUCGUGAAAUUUAUUUAUGUAAAGAUCCAUGUAAGCUUCAAAUGUCUGUCUAAUCUGAAUGUCUUUAUCCAUACAGUUUAUAAACGUAGAAGAAGGAUAAAUGGUUUUAUUGGUCCAGUUGUUAAAUUACCAAUUUUAUUAGAGAUAAUCAUUAUUGUUGUUUUUAUAAAAAUCAAUGUUACUACCUACAUAAAAUUUUAAUGGUAAUUAUGUACCUACAGUAGUUAUCCCAGACAUCUAUAAAAAUACCUACUGUUCCCGUUAAUGUCAUAGGUACUUUAUGUGCAGUGACCUAAAAAAUAGUCAUACUUUAUUGAGAGUACUUCUAAGUCAUAUAUCUAAUACGUAAAUAUUGUCAUUAUUUUCAAUAAGUAAGUACCUAGUGUUAUUUAAGUACAGUGUGCAGCUUUACGAAAUGUUUGUUUUUGAUGUACAAAAAUAAAGCACAAGGAAAUAUU
Molecule: messenger RNA, 1967 nt
Organism: Photinus pyralis (common eastern firefly)
Lineage: Eukaryota; Metazoa; Arthropoda; Insecta; Coleoptera; Lampyridae
Product: excitatory amino acid transporter 1-like
Biological process (GO): L-glutamate transmembrane transport
Cellular component (GO): plasma membrane
Molecular function (GO): L-glutamate transmembrane transporter activity; neutral L-amino acid transmembrane transporter activity; glutamate:sodium symporter activity
Source: RefSeq, a predicted model, not a curated record